This is a messenger RNA of Polychytrium aggregatum, 1180 nucleotides long. RefSeq lists its product as uncharacterized. Gene Ontology annotation, molecular function: protein binding. The transcript has a single exon. Bases 45 to 1157 code for a protein of 370 amino acids. The record is from RefSeq and is a predicted model, not a curated record. NCBI's taxonomy places the organism in Eukaryota, Fungi, Chytridiomycota, Chytridiomycetes, Polychytriales.
CAUGGACGAGACGGCGACAUGUGGAUCUGGAACAUUUCAAGUCCAUGACGACCAUCAUCUUGGUUGAGUCGUCGAAGGUGUUCCUGGGCAUGUUCAUUGUCCCCUGGCUGGCUGCUGCUCGGAUCGUAGAUCGUGGCGAAGUGUGGGAUGCCUGCCCACCGAGUUUUGUUGGAUGCGCAAAGUUGUGGGUGAACCUGGCCGCUUUGUGCUCGGGAGGUGGCUGCGUCGCACCACAAACGAAGACCAGUCGCCGCUGCGGCAAGCGGCUGGACAAGACCCCCUCGAAGACAAAAAGACACGGCGCCUCCCCCCUUGAUCGCCUGUCCAUACCACCCCAUUUCACCAUGUCGAUCGCCGACUUUCGUCGCCAACUUCGAGAGAUCGCCCCUUGUGUCGAUCCCACUAUUCACAGCUUCAUCGAGCGCUGCGAGGAACUCAUCGAUGCGUCCCUCCCACUCAAGGACGUUCGGUCGGCCUGGAAAUCCCCCAAGUCCCUGCUCGAGAGGAGCGCCAAGAAGCUUCGUAUACGCAAGUUUGAAUUCUACCUCGCCUGGAUGCACUACCUCGGUCUGGGGACACCUGUGGACACCGACAAGGCCUUUGCGCUGUGGAAGAAGGUCUACGAACGCAGCCAAGAUCCGAUCUUGAUGAACCUGGCUGGCUUCAUCGUCAAGUGUUGCUACGCUGCUGGCCAGUGCAGAUCCUUCAAUUGGUGCGAAGUUGAGAUGAAUACCUCCGAGUGGACUCUUGGCUGCGAACAAGUCCAGCUUCGAUGCUUGCAGUUUUGCACACUCGGAGCUGAGCAGGGUGACUGGUUCUGCCAGUUCCUCAAGGCCCAAUGCCUUCUCAAUGGAGUUGGGCUCCAGGAACCCGAUUUCGGCAGCGCAUUUAUGAUUCUCGAAGGGCUAGCGCUACGAGGACAUGCCAUCGCACAGUGUCAUCUCGGCGAGAUGAUUGAGGAUGGACUCACUCCCCAGCCCAAGGACGGCCCCAGCAUGACGUGGUGGUACGCACAGGCUGCAGCACAAGGGUACCCUGAAGCUCAAUACGCUCUUGGACGCUGUCAUUUGAUGGACGAUGAUCGUCUCGACUUGGCCAUGUUCUGGUUCGAGCUGGCAGCUCGGAACGGACAUGGAGAUGCGAUUGCGAUGCUUUGAAAAUACAGUCAUUCAUACCACCA